Molecule: messenger RNA, 1730 nt
Organism: Hypomesus transpacificus
Lineage: Eukaryota; Metazoa; Chordata; Actinopteri; Osmeriformes; Osmeridae
Gene: dhrs7
Product: dehydrogenase/reductase (SDR family) member 7
Exons: 7
Coding region: 240-1256 (338 amino acids)
Molecular function (GO): oxidoreductase activity
Source: RefSeq, a predicted model, not a curated record
GUUAAACGGAAAAUCAACAAAAGUUGCGCAAGAAUUACGAAAAGAUAAACUCCCCCAACCAGCCACCUACCAGCCACCAAGUCAAAGAAGACAAAUAAAAGUAUAAGUAGCCGAAGAAAUCUCGCAAGCGUUAUCACGGAGGUUGUAAUAUUAAUUGUAUUGGCAGAUCGCUAACUGUCAUUUUACUGUUUCCCGUUGCACUCUGAUUCUUGAAAUAACUGGGAAAGCUAGAGGUAAACAUGGAGUUUUGUGUGACUUCAGCACUCAUAGGUAUAUCACUUUAUAUGGUGAUACAGGGACUGCGCUUCAUAUUUGCGGAUGCUGACUUUACUUUGCUUUGGGCGAGCAUGAUGGGGAGUAAACCAGAGACUGAGCUGAAGGGGCUGGUGGUGUGGAUUACCGGAGCCUCAAGUGGCAUUGGAGAGGAACUGGCGUACCAACUGGCUGGAUGUGGUUCCUCCUUGAUCCUGUCUGCUCGCCGCACUGAUGAGCUCAAUAGGGUGAAACUUGGCUGCUUGAAAUGUUCCGAUUUACAAGAUAAGGAUAUUCUUGUUCUUCCGCUUGAUUUGUUGGAGAGGGAAUCUCAUGAUGCCAAAACCAAAGCAGCAUUCCAGCACUUUGGCAGGAUCGACAUCCUGAUUAAUAAUGGAGGACGGAGCCAGCGUUCCCUGUUCUUAGAGACCAGUGUGGAUGUUUACCAGGCCUUGAUGGACCUUAACUUCCUGGGAACGGUGUCGCUCACCAAGCAGGUGUUGCUCCACAUGACACAGAGAGGCACUGGCAGCAUCGUGACCAUCAGCAGUGUUGCUGGCCUUAUCGGGGUACCACUGUCAACGGGGUAUUCUGCCAGCAAACAUGCUCUACAUGGCUUCUUCAACUCUAUCCGCACAGAGCUGUCUGACCACCCAAAGAUACUCAUUAGCACGGUGUGUCCAGGGCCUGUUCAGUCACAGGUAGUCCAGAACGCUUUCACUCACACAUUAGAAAAGUCAGUGUCCACAGCAUCAGGGGACCAGCAACACAAGAUGCCCACCAGUCGCUGUGUGCGUCUCAUCCUGGUGGGCAUGGCCAAUGGCAUCAAGGAGAUGUGGAUAGCCCAGCAGCCCUUUCUCUUGCUGUACUACGUGUGGCAGUACAUGCCCACCCUGGCCUGGUACCUCACAAACCGCCUGGGCAAGAAGAGGGUGGAGAACUUUAAAGCUGGCAUAGAUGCAGACUCUGCUUACUUCACAAAGCCCAAGGUCAAAACCCCAUGAAUAGCACAUUUUGAAGAGGUAAAAUAUUUUGUUGCCUUCGUAAUUGUUGAAUUAGAAAUGGAGUCUGUUAAUAGCUCCAGCAGCUACGGGGCCUUGCUUUUAAGCUGAAAGGAAAGGGCUUUAGGAUAGCUUGAAAGGCUGACAGCUUUUACAUGACAGGAGUAGAUGGCAGGGUUAAAAUGGAAGCACUUACAGCCUGUGCAACUUCCCAUCGAACGCAUGGUUUUGAAAAUUGGAUUUGUAUCUCAGUUGACUUGACUAGUCUCUUUCAAAUAAUUUUAUUACGUAUAUACAGUUACAUAUAUAAAAUCAACAAUAUAUACAGGAGACUAUGGCAAAUUCAAUUUAUUUGACUGUCUUCAACUGUAAACAUGUUAACUGUAAACAAAGGAUAGCAAACAUGUACUAACCACAUGACAAAUACUGCAAGACAAACCCAAGGCACAUCCUUGAAUUUUACACUUUCUAACAAAA